CAACGUAAAAUAUUUUGCGAACUAGUUUAUUUUGAGAUCUGCCAGUGGUUACUAGUUGUUACACAUUACUAUAAUAUUAUAUAUACACGUAUACAUGUACAAUCAUAUAUAUAUGUAUGUAUGUUCGUAUAUAUCAACGAGAGUAUGAAAAUGUGCGAAUUAUCACACAACCGCUAUUCCAUUCGACUUUGCUAUCGCCCUGAAAUAUCGGUGAAUUGAUAUACCUAUUCUCUUCAUUCUCUCGAAUUCACUGCACAACCCUCCGAAUAAGAACACAUGCAUACGAUAUAUACUUGUACAUUGUAUACGUAUGUAUAUGUGUUAGGAAUCAGCGCGCCGGCUAUUCGAUAUGGUUGUGCUCAGCAAUCAGUUCCUUUUCACAGCUGGAUGAGUUCGGCUGGUUUUCUUCACUGGAUUUGUUUAAUGUCGGUUUAAUAUUUACUGUCGUAAAUAUAUUUAUAACAAUCAAGUAAACAAGUUUCGAAAUUUCCGUUAUCAAUUAUACUCCCAUCCAUCGACUAUUGUGCCACAGUGUUGAUUCGAAAGUAAAAUGGGCACCUUGUUGCGGAUUACGUUCGUGGUCCUAGCGAUCGUAGUAAGCUUUGGUGUGCAUAGAUAUCAGAAAAUCACAAGUUCAGCGCCAAUUCCCGAACUGAACGAUGCGGAAUAUUGGGGACCCGGCAGCGCCGCUAAAUAUAAGGAGAACGCUGCCAUUAAAGCUUUCGACAUAAGCGCUAAACCGGAGUUAAUUGAAGAUCUGAAAAGUCAGCUGUCGCGCCCGCUGGUGCUACCCGAACCCCUCGAAGGCAUUGGAUUUCAAUACGGUUUCAAUUCCAAGUACUUGAAAAAGGUGGUGACAUACUGGCGCGACUUUUACCUCCCCAAGUGGGGUGAGCGCGAGACUUUUCUCAAGCAAUUCCCACACUUUGAAACCCAGCUUCAGGGUUUACGAGUACACUUCAUCCAUGUAAAGCCCAAAUCCACCGAAGGUAAAAAGGUGCUGCCUUUGUUACUGAUUCACGGCUGGCCAGGAUCAGUGCGCGAGUUCUAUAGGCUAAUACCGCUGCUAACGAAACCGAACCUCAACAGUGAAUAUGUCUUCGAAGUGAUCGCACCCAGCUUGCCCGGUUAUGGUUGGUCUCAGGGAGCCUCAAAGGUAAACUUCGGUCCCGCACAGGUGUCGUUAGUGUUGCGCAAUUUGAUGCUUCGUUUGGGCCAUGAGAAAUUUCUAAUACAAGGCGGUGAUUGGGGCUCUAUAAUCGGUGCAAACAUCGUUACUUUAUCGCCACAGAAUGUGCUCGGUUAUCAUUCGAAUAUGUGCAGUGCCCAUCAUCAAAUGUUGCCUUUUUAUAAGUCUUUGCGAACUUGGUUCCCGAGCUUCUUUAUUAAUGUAGAAAAUAAAAAUUUCUUUAAACCAUUCGGCGAGGAGUUAAGCUAUAUUAUUGAGGAAUCGGGAUACAUGCAUAUUCAAGCAUCCAAGCCAGAUACAAUUGGCUCAACGCUCACCCAAAAUCCUGUCGGGUUGGCCGCAUACAUCUUGGAGAAAUUCUCCACAUGGACCAAUCCUGCAUAUAGGAAACUCGAGGAUGGUGGCCUCACCAAACGUUUCACUUUGGAUGAGCUCUUGGAUAAUGUUAUGAUUUAUUACACGACAAACUCGAUAACUACAUCACAGCGCUUGUACUCAGAAGGAUUCAACUUUGCUCAGAUGGGUUUGAACUUGGAUGCGACGCAUAUAACUGUGCCCACAGGUUGUGCUCGUUUUAUUCACGACUUGUUUCAUUUAACGGAUUUCGAGCUAAGCUUGAAAUUUAAAAAUAUUUUGCACAGUAGCUACUACAAAGAAGGUGGUCAUUUUGCAGCAAUGGAGGUUCCGCAGACUCUUUACAGCGAUUUCGUAGAAUUCGUCGAUAAAGUGUUCGCCAAGCCACAACCAAAGCAAUAGUCAUUCGAAGACACUUAAACAAUUUUUUGAAUAAAUUUUUGUAUUUCGUAUAAUUUUCCCUUUAUAUUUUUGUAGAAAAUAAAUUACCAAAGUCUUUGUGCUUA
Bactrocera oleae (olive fruit fly) is the source of this 2049-nucleotide messenger RNA. It is a transcript of the gene Jheh2, whose product is annotated as Juvenile hormone epoxide hydrolase 2. The record is from RefSeq and is a predicted model, not a curated record. Gene Ontology annotation, molecular function: epoxide hydrolase activity. Gene Ontology annotation, biological process: epoxide metabolic process. Lineage: Eukaryota; Metazoa; Arthropoda; Insecta; Diptera; Tephritidae.